AUGGCAUCUACCGAAGUUGGCGAGCUCAAGAUUGAGAAUACCAACAUCAAGACGGCACCCGGUGUCGAUCUGUCCGCCAACCAGAAGACUCUUGUCGGCAGCGUUUUGGACCUCUUCGCUGGCCGACCAUCCCUGGCCAAGCUCCAGCUCUGGAAAGACGAUGGCGAGUUCGUCGACCCAAUCACCAUCUCCAGAGGCCGCAAGCAGUUCGAAGCACAAUGGUACGGUCUGCAAACAGCAUUCUCUGAGAUCGAGAGACUCCAUCAUGAAGUCACCAACGCGGGUAACCCAAUCGAGUUGGAUUUGAAGACACGCUACGUUGUCAAAGGCAUCAACAAGGAGCAAACAAUCCAGAGCAAGGUUCUGAUCCACACGGACGGUGACAAGAUCUCGAAAGUGGAGGACAAGUGGGACGGCAAGCUGCCAGAUAGCAGCAUCACGAAUGCUUUCCGUCGUCUGAACGCCGUGACCGUGCCCAACCUUGUCGGCGUGCCGAAGAACGCGGAGGAAGAUGCGAAGAGGGGCAACUAG
This is a messenger RNA of Zasmidium cellare ATCC 36951, 531 nucleotides long. RefSeq lists its product as uncharacterized. The transcript is spliced from 2 exons. Bases 1 to 531 code for a protein of 176 amino acids. Lineage: Eukaryota; Fungi; Ascomycota; Dothideomycetes; Mycosphaerellales; Mycosphaerellaceae. The record is from RefSeq and is a predicted model, not a curated record.